Molecule: messenger RNA, 1880 nt
Organism: Schistocerca serialis cubense
Lineage: Eukaryota; Metazoa; Arthropoda; Insecta; Orthoptera; Acrididae
Product: carcinine transporter-like
Exons: 9
Coding region: 130-1851 (573 amino acids)
Biological process (GO): transmembrane transport
Cellular component (GO): membrane
Molecular function (GO): transmembrane transporter activity
Source: RefSeq, a predicted model, not a curated record
CAGUUAUCCAAUGAGGCUCCGUGCUGUGACGGUCGCUGGACGCUCCAGUCCACUCCAGUCAAGCGCCGGGGGGGUUCGGCUGGCUACCUGCGCCGAGGCGGUGGGAGCGCAGCGCGCUGAGAGGGCGCCAUGGGGCUGAAGGUGCCCGAGCCAGACGUGGGCGCCGGUGACGCGCGGCGUCGGUCCAGCGCGACGCAGCGCCUCCAGGAGGCGGGCGCGCUGCUGGACGGGCUGAUCGCCGCCAUCGGCUCCAGGGGCCGCUUCCAGACGCGUUUCAACCUCAUCUUCAACCUGUGCUUCCUGGUGCUGGCCGCCAUGCCGCCGCUCAACUACAUGAUCGCCAUGAGCGUGCCCGACCACUGGUGCCACGUGCCCGGCCGCGAGCUCACCAACUACUCGCUCGACGAGUGGAAGGCGCUCACCAUACCCAGGGUGAAGGGCGAGUCGGCGUUCGAGCACUGCCUGCAGUACAACGUGAGCUGGGAGUACGUCGACGGGCUCGCGACGCCGGGCACGGGCAACGAGUCGGCGGUGGUGGAGUGCCAGCACGGGGUCCAGUUCGACGACACGUGGUACACGCGCACGGUGCCCUCGCAGGAGCGCUGGGUAUGCGGCGAGCGCCUCAAGGUGGCCAACGCCUUCGCCGUCCACCAGGUCGGCCACGUCGUCGGCGGCUUCAUGUUCUGCCAAUUGGGUGACUACCUGGGCCGGCGGCCGCAGUUCUUCCUGUCCAUGGUGUUGGCCAGCCUGGCGCGCAGCCUGCUCGUCGCGACGUCAUCUAUCUACCCGCUCUUCCUCGUCGUCUCCAUCCUGGGCGGCGCGCCCAUCGGCGCUGUCUUCGAGGCGCCGUUAGCCCUCAGCAUGGAGGUGUCGGACAGCGAGCGGCGCGGCCACAUCGCCAUGAUGCAGCUGGUGGGCUGGUCCACGGGCAUGUGCAUCGUGCCGCUGGUGGCGUGGGCGUGCCGCGACUGGGUGCCCUUCAUGCUCAUCACCUCGCUGCCCUCGCUCGGCGUCGUCUUCUUCUUCAGGAUGUUCCCCGAGUCCCCGCGGUGGCUGGCGGCGAAGGGGCGCACGCACCAGUGCCUGUCGGUGUUGCGCCACAUCGCCAAGGUGAAUGGCCGGUCGGUGCCGCACGGCGCCAUGGAGGUGCUGGAGCGCAUCGCCGCCGCCAAGGAGCGACACUUCGGCAUUGCGGGCCUCUUCAGCAGCGCCCGCAUCAUCCGCAACACCGUCAUGAUCUCACUCUGCAGGAUCAGCGGCUUUCUGACGUUCUACGUGCUGGUGCUGAACGUGAGCAACAUGUCGGGGAACCCGUACCUCAACUUCCUGUACCAGGCGCUGGUGGAGGUGCCCGGCUUCGUAAUGGGACGCUACCUGGGUGACUGGCUGGGUCGGCGCUGGACGCAGGCCGGCAGCCAGUGGGUCAUGGCGCUCGCCAACUUCACCAUCGUCAUCAUCCUCACCUUCACGUCGGUGAGCUGGCCGACGACGGUGCUGGUGGUGUUCAUCCGCUUCGGCACGACGAUCGUCAACUACAUCGCCUACCUGCAGAGCAUGGAGCUGUAUCCGACGUGCAUUCGCCAGACGGGCACCUCGUUCGGCAUGCUGGCGGCUGGAGCUCUGGCCGCCGUCGCGCCCUACGUCGUCCACCUGGGCUCGGCGUACGACCCGCGGCUGCCGUACGCGGUGCUGGGGGCGACGCUGGUGGUGGGGGGCCUGCUGGCGUCCUUCCUGCCCGAGACGCUGCACUGCCAGCUGCCCGAGACGCUACGCGACGCCCAGGUGUUCGGCAGCGACGAGAAGUACUGGAGCUUCCGCCCGCACAAGCCGCCCGCCAAGGGGCCCGUCUAGCUCUGUUUCCAAUAAAACUGCUAAAACCA